Messenger RNA from Microthlaspi erraticum, 507 nucleotides. NCBI's taxonomy places the organism in Eukaryota, Viridiplantae, Streptophyta, Magnoliopsida, Brassicales, Brassicaceae. The record is from the annotation of a GenBank genome assembly.
AUGAUCAAAUUAGUGAAGACUGGUCCAGACGGCCUUAUCGAGCAUUCGCGUCCUGAGCCGCGCACGCCGGCCGAUCGAGGAACGAACGUACCGCGACCGUGCCGCGCAUAUCAUCCGCGUCCCGCUAAGUCCACGGCCGAUCCCACGUACCGACCCGGGAGGCAUCGUCCCGCGGUCGGCCAACCACUUCACACGCCACCAUCCGUGCACGACCGCGCCGCGCGAGAACAGGAAGGCAAAGCCUUCGCGGCCGCGCGGCACAACCCAUGUACCGCGGCCGACCCAUCCGCCGACAGGAAGCAUCGUCCCGUGACCGGCCAAACUUAUCCAUCCGUCCAUCGGCCGAACACGAAAACUAUCGGCCACGAUCGUUCCGACGUACCGAUGGCCGACACGACCCGACGACCGGCCGAUCGUCCCGACCGACCGUCCGAACGCCGCGGUCGACCCGAAGCCGUUUUUGAAGCCCAAUCACACAAUUCAAGCCCAAAGCCGGCGCCGACUUAG